AUGAGGAAAACAGUGUCAUUAUUAGUGUCUAACUCUGUGACAACUGGUAGGGUUAUGCUUUUUAUUUUUUUGCAAUUAUAUUGUAGAUUAUUAAAAUACAAAUAUUACAUUUGUUUUUUUUUUCUAUUCUACUCUUCUUCUUUUUUCCCUCUUUUUUCAGCAUCGUUCUCUGGUACUACUUCAACAUCAUCAUCAUCUGAUAUGACUGCAACUGCAGUGACAUCUGGUACUACUACAAUUGCCUCACCAUCUGAUACUACUACAACUGCAUUGACAUUUGGUAGUGCUACUACAAUUGCGCUGACAUCUGGUACUACUACAAUUGCAUCGUCAUCUGGUACUACUACAACUGCAUCGUUAUCUGUUACUACAACAGUUGAAAAAUUAGAACAUUCAAUGGGUAAACAGAAUUUGAUCAUAUUACAUUUGUGUUUUAUAGAUAAAGAUAUAGCAUUUUACUUUCAAAAAAAGGGUGUAUUCUAUGGGCUUAUAUUUCAACAACUUAGUAAGUUACUAUAUUGUUCUUGUGGAUUGUUUCUUUAG
Molecule: messenger RNA, 543 nt
Organism: Hydra vulgaris (swiftwater hydra)
Lineage: Eukaryota; Metazoa; Cnidaria; Hydrozoa; Anthoathecata; Hydridae
Source: RefSeq, a predicted model, not a curated record